Molecule: messenger RNA, 3070 nt
Organism: Bombus impatiens (common eastern bumble bee)
Lineage: Eukaryota; Metazoa; Arthropoda; Insecta; Hymenoptera; Apidae
Gene: Etl1
Product: SWI/SNF-related matrix-associated actin-dependent regulator of chromatin subfamily A containing DEAD/H box 1 homolog
Exons: 12
Coding region: 1-2496 (831 amino acids)
Cellular component (GO): nucleus
Molecular function (GO): ATP binding; chromatin binding; DNA binding
Source: RefSeq, a predicted model, not a curated record
AUGUCGGAUUCGAAUUCACCGAAAACAGAUGCGAGUAGUCCAAGCCUUUCGGGAAACUUACGACAAUUUCGAUUCCAGAAGAAACAACUGAAACCGUUGAACAUGUCGGAUGAUGACAGUAAUUUGAUGGGAUCUAAGAUACAAUUUCGGCGUAAGGCAGUCAAUGUAAUUGAAGACAGUGACAGCGAUGCAGGGAGUCCUGUUAAAAAAAUAAGCUCUUUAGAUCAUACAGAUAAGGACAUAUCCAAUAACAUAAAUUGGAAUAGUGACGAAGGUGAUGAAGAUACUAGAAAUAGUAGGAAGAGGACUGCUAAAGAACCUUCUAGAACCAAUAAGAAAAAAAAACGAAAAUUGAAUAACGAAGAAGAUGUAGACAUCGAUUCAGAUGAAGCAACCUUUAAAGAUAAAGUGUUUGAUAGUGAUGAAGAUUCAGAUAUGGAAAUAUCUAAUGAGCUUACAGCUGAUAAGAAAGCAGUCUUAGAAUUUAUGCAAAAUGCUCUUAUAUCAGAAUUACUGUUAAUGUCUCAAUGUUCUCAAAAGAAAGCAAAUGCUAUCAAAGAAGCAAGGCCAUUUGAAGAUUGGAGAGACUUAGUUCAAAAGUUCCAGAACAAUAAAUAUCUAGAUACAGAGCUUUUGAAUUCAGCUCAGGAAUUGCUAGCUACCAGACAUGCAGUAGAAGCUCUCAUGAAAAAAUGCCUCCGUUUGUCUACAAAUAUUGAAAGAGCUGUGGCUGCAAGAGCAUCGGCUAUCACAAGUCAACCCAAGAGAUUAUCCUCAAAUUUAAAAUUAGCUCCAUAUCAGAUGGUUGGAUUAAAUUGGCUUGCUGUGAUGCACACUCAAAAUGUUAACGGUAUACUUGCGGAUGAAAUGGGUUUGGGAAAAACAGUGCAAGUAAUAGCUUUUCUUACAUAUUUGAAAGAGGCUGGCCUCAGAGAUGAGAAAGAUGGACCACAUUUAAUCGUCGUUCCUAGUUCUACGAUGGAAAAUUGGAACAAUGAGUUGGAGAGAUGGUCGCCCGGUUUGAAAGUUGUACAAUAUUAUGGUUCUCAGGAAGAACGAAAAGAGAUGAGAUUAGGUUGGCGAAAUGGUGAUUUGGAUGAUGUUGACGUAUUAUUAACUACAUAUAAUUUAAUUAGCAGUACACCGGAAGAACGAAGAUUGUUUCGUGUUAUGCCUAUUCAUUAUGUUGUUUUCGAUGAAGCUCAUAUGUUGAAGAAUAUGGGUACUAUCAGAUACGAAAACCUAGUUAGAAUUAAUGCUAAACAUCGAAUUUUGUUAACGGGUACCCCUUUGCAAAACAAUUUAUUGGAAUUGAUGUCGCUUUUAAUAUUUGUGAUGCCUUCACUGUUUGCUGGCAAACAAGCUGAUCUGAAGAGUUUAUUUUCAAAGAAUCCCAAAGUUCCAUCAGUUAAGAAAAAUAGUGAACAGCCAUUGUUUGAACAAGAACAAGUGAAAAAUGCGAAGCAAAUCAUGAGACCGUUUGUGCUUCGCCGAUUGAAAGCCGAAGUCCUUCGAGAUUUACCAGAAAAAACCGAGCGCGUGAUUAAGUGUCCAAUGAUAGAGAAGCAGCGAAAGAUGUAUACUAAUUUAGUUGCUGAAUUUUCAGCUGAGGCUGAUCAAAGCACUGAGGUUAAUGGUAUUGGAAUGAUGAUGCAGCUGAGAAAAUUAGCUAAUCAUCCUCUUUUAGUACGAGACUAUUACAACGAGUCCAAAUUAAAAGUAAUAUCAAAUAGAUUAGCAAAGGAACAUUCAUAUAAGCAGAAAAACCCAGAUUACGUAUUUGAAGAUUUACAGUGGAUGUCAGAUUAUCAAAUAAAUCAAUUAACAAGAACGUACAAAAGCUUAGCUGGAUUGGGCUUACCUCAAGAACUAAUUUCAGAAGCUGGAAAGUUAAAGAUAUUGGACGAGUUACUACCAAAGCUGAAGGAAGAAGGGCACCGAGUAUUAAUUUUCAGUCAGUUCACCAUGAUAUUAGAUAUUUUAGAAGAAUAUUUAACUAUUAGAGGACGAACGUACUUAAGAUUAGAUGGAAGCACACCAGUAACAGAUAGACAGUAUUUAAUAAAUCAGUAUAUGGAGGAUGAAAGUAUAUUCAUAUUUUUACUAUCUACGAAAGCUGGAGGCUUGGGGAUCAAUUUAACUGCUGCUGAUACUGUUAUAAUUCACGAUAUUGACUUUAAUCCUUAUAAUGAUAAGCAAGCAGAGGAUCGCUGUCAUAGAGUAGGUCAGAAAAGACCAGUUAGUAUAAUUAGAUUAUUAAGCGAAGCUACUAUAGAAGAAGGCAUAUACGAAAUAGCUCAGGAUAAAUUACAUCUUGAACAACAGAUUACUGGUGAAGAAGAGAAUGAAAGCACGGACAAAAAAAGUGUAUUAAAGUUACUUAAGAUGACGUUAGGGCUGGAUCACAAUAAAUCGUUAUCGCUGUCUCCAAUGAAGAAUGGGAGAACAAGUAAUGGGUUAUUGGAUAAUGAAGAAAAUUGUCAUAUAGAAUUUUAAAGAUAAUCUUUUGUUUGAACCUAUUUUGUAUUAGCAGAAAAUUUAACAUCAUUUUUAUAUACAUGAUAUGUCUUUGUGAUUGCACAGAGGAUAGAAAGAAAAAAAAACAGAUAAAAAAGGAAAUUAAAAGUCAGUCUUGCAGUUAUGUAUCGUACGUAUUUCUUAAAUUUAAUUAUUGCACAUUUGAAUAUGCACACAUGAUUUUGAGUGACGUUAUUUGUAAAUUGUGAAACCUUAUUGGUACAUCGCAUAUGCGCUGUAUUAUUCUUCUAUUUAUAUGAGCAUAUACGUAUUUAGAUUCAUUCGUGACUUUUACAUAUUUUGUCUGAUAUGUUUUGAUAUUUAAUGGUAUAUUUUGUGCGUAAACUUUAAGAGAAUCGUUAAGACUGCACAAUAUUUACUAAUAACACAAGUUGAUGGUGAAUAGCCGAAGAAAAUGAAUAAAAGAGAAGUUGAUGUAAGAAAAAGGGGAUACAAUGUAAACAGUGUCAGACUAAUUGAUAUUACUGUACACACAUUCCUGAAUGAAGAACUUGAUCUUUGUACAAAAUCAUUAAAGAUAUUAUACACCUUU